Molecule: messenger RNA, 1737 nt
Organism: Penicillium atrosanguineum
Lineage: Eukaryota; Fungi; Ascomycota; Eurotiomycetes; Eurotiales; Aspergillaceae
Product: tetratricopeptide repeat protein
Exons: 1
Coding region: 1-1737 (578 amino acids)
Cellular component (GO): kinesin complex
Molecular function (GO): protein binding
Source: RefSeq, a predicted model, not a curated record
AUGGAUAACCUGGCGUCGACCUAUUUGCAGCAGGGGCGGUGGACGGAUGCCGAGCAGCUCUUUGUGCAGGUGAUGGAGACCCGAAAAGCCAAACUCGGCGAGGACAAUCCUGAAACGUUGACGAGUAUGGGUGGCCUGGCGUCGACAUAUUUGCAGCAGGGCCGGUGGACAGAGGCCGAGCAGCUCUUUGUGCUGGUGAUAGAGACCCGAAAAACGAAACUCGGCGAGGUCCAUCCUGACACGCUGACGAGUAUGGAUAAUCUGGCAUCGACUUAUUUGCAGCAGGGGCGGUUGGAGGAGGCCGAGCACCUCUUCGUGAAGGUGAUGGAGACCCGAAAAUCGAAACUCGGCGAGGUUCAUCCUGACACGUUGACGAGUAUCGGUGGCCUAGCAUUGACCUAUUUGAAGCUGGGCCGGUGGGAGGAGGCCGAGCGGCUCCAGGUACAGGUGAUGGAGAUCAGCAAGAUGAAAAUCAGCGAAGACCAUCCCGACACGCUAGCGAGCAUGAAUAACCUGGCGUUGACGUAUAGUGCGCAGGGGCAGUGGGAGGAGGCCGAGCGGCUCCAGGUGCAGGUGAUGGAGAGGAGCAAGAUGAAAAUCAGCGAAGACCAUCCCGACACGCUAGCGAGCAUGAAUAACCUGGCGUUGACGUAUAGUGCGCAGGGGCGGUGGGAGGAGGCCGAGCGGCUCCAGGUGCAGGUGAUGGAGAGGAGCAAGAUGAAACUUGGGGUAGACCAUCCUGAAACGCUGAUCAGCAUGAAUAACCUGGCGUUGACGUAUAGGGAGAAGGGGCGGUGCGAGGAGGCCGAGCGGCUCCAGGUGCAGGCGAUGGAGAAGUGCAAGGCGAAACUCGGAGUGGACCACCCUGAAACGCUAGCGAGCAUGAAUAACCUGGCGCUGACGUAUAGGGAGCAAGGGCGGUGGGAGGAGGCCGAGCAGCUCCAGAUGCAGGUGAUGGAGAAGUGCAAGUCGAAACUUGGGGUGGACCAUCCUAAGACGCAAAUGAGCAUGAAUAACCUGGCGUGGACUUAUUCGCAGCAGGGGCGGUUGGAGGAGGCCGAGCGGCUCCAGGUGCAAGUGAUGGAUACGAACAAGACGAAACUCGGCCAGGACCAUCCUUACACGCUUAUAAGCAUGGCCAACUUAGCGGCGAGCUAUAUGGAGCAGGGGCGGUCAGAGGAGGCCGAGCAGCUCUUCGUGAAGGUGAUGGAGACCCGAAAAACCAAACUCGGCGAGGACCAUCCUCAAACGUUAGCGAGCAUGAAUAACCUGGCGACGACCUAUUCGAACCAAAGCCGAUGGGAGGAGGUCGAGCAGCUCUUCGUGCAGGUGAUAGAGAAGUGCAAGAAGAAACUCGGCGAAGACCAUCCUGAUACGUUGACGAGUAUGGCCAACCUAGCGGUGACCUAUAAGAAUCAGGGGCGGUUAGAGGAAGCUGAGCGUCUCCAGGUGCAGGUUAUAGAGAUAAGCAAGACCAAACUUGGCGAGGACCAUCCUUGCAUAUUAACGCGCAUGAAUAACCUGGCGUUGACGUAUGGUGCGCAGGGCCGGUGGGACGAGGCCGAGCAGCUCCAGGUGCAGGCGAUGGAGGAGUGCAAGGCGAAACUUGGAGUGGACCAUCCUACCGCACAGCUGAUUAAGGCCAACCUAGAGACAAUACGAAGAGGAAGAAGGAACAGGGCCCGUACUUGGGCCCCGGGAAGCUUGACGAGGAUCUUCUCAAGACUAUUAUCAUAG